Messenger RNA from Vicia villosa (hairy vetch), 453 nucleotides. RefSeq lists its product as uncharacterized. NCBI's taxonomy places the organism in Eukaryota, Viridiplantae, Streptophyta, Magnoliopsida, Fabales, Fabaceae. The coding region runs from base 1 to 453 and encodes 150 amino acids. The record is from RefSeq and is a predicted model, not a curated record. The transcript has a single exon.
AUGGUCUAUGGGAAAAAUUGUCACUUACCCGUGGAAUUGGAGCAUAAGGCAUUUUGGGCGUUGAAAUUACUUAACUUUGAUCCUAAGGCAAGUGGUGAAAAGAGGAAGUUACAAUUGCUUGAGAUGGAAGAAUUGCGUUUACAAGCUUAUGAAUCCAACAAGAUCUACAAGGAAAAAGUGAAAGGAUAUCAUGACAAAAAUAUUGUUGAGAAGGAAUUCAAGGAGGGUCAAAUGGUGCUUUUGUUCAAUUCAAGAUUGAAGUUGUUUCCGGGCAAGUUAAAAUCAAAGUGGUCGGGUCUGUUCCGAAUCAAGGAAGUAAAAGAAUAUGGAGCGGUUGUGCUUGAAAAUCCGACAACAAAUGAAAGUUGGAUAGUGAAUGGCCAAAGACUCAAAUCGUACCUUGGUGGUGAAGUCGAUCGAAGUUCGGAAGCCGUUCCGUUUUUUUAUCCGUAA